This is a messenger RNA of Cadophora gregata, 2537 nucleotides long. It is a transcript of the gene TRP5, whose product is annotated as tryptophan synthetase. Lineage: Eukaryota; Fungi; Ascomycota; Leotiomycetes; Helotiales; Ploettnerulaceae. The transcript has 6 exons. Gene Ontology annotation, molecular function: tryptophan synthase activity. The record is from RefSeq and is a predicted model, not a curated record. Gene Ontology annotation, biological process: L-tryptophan biosynthetic process. Gene Ontology annotation, cellular component: cytoplasm. Bases 76 to 2244 code for a protein of 722 amino acids.
AGAUAUUUCUAUGUCUACCAUCCUGCUCUUCUCUUGCCAUUGAUUCUUCAUACACACUUCUCAACAAUCGUUAUCAUGGAAGGCCUCAAGAACAAGUUCGCAGAAUGUAAGGGAGAGGGAAGACCCGCGCUGGUGACUUAUGUUACGGCGGGAUAUCCUACGCCCGAGGAGACGGUGGAUGUUAUGCUGGGAAUGGAGGCAGGUGGCUCAGAUGUAAUUGAACUUGGUAUCCCCUUCACAGACCCAAUCGCAGAUGGUGUCACAAUCCAAAAAGCCAACACACAAGCCCUGAAAAAUGGAGUAUCGGUCACUUCAGUCCUACAAAUGGUCCGCGACGCACGAAAGAAAGGGUUGACAGUACCGGUUCUGUUCAUGGGAUAUUACAACCCGAUGUUGAGCUACGGAGAAGAAAGGCUACUGAAGGACUGCAGAGAAGCAGGUGUCAACGGCUUCAUCAUCGUUGAUCUGCCGCCCGAGGAGGCUGUUACAUUCAGGAAUUACUGCACGAGAGGAGGACUUUCAUACGUCCCUCUGAUCGCCCCCGCUACCUCUGAAUCACGAAUGAAGCUUCUAUGCAAGCUUGCCGACUCCUUCAUAUAUGUUGUCUCGCGGAUGGGUGUCACUGGCGCAACUGGUUCACUGAGUACAGGCCUUCCUGACCUUCUGAAACGAGUCAAGGAUUAUUCUGGAAAUGUACCAGCUGCUGUCGGAUUCGGUGUCAGCACAAGAGAACAUUUCCUCAGUGUUGCCGAAAUCGCAGAUGGUGUCGUCAUCGGUAGUCAGAUCAUUAUUACUUUGGCAGAGUCGAAACCUGGAGAGGGAGCGAAGAAUGUUGAAGAAUAUUGUGCUAAGGUCGGUGGACGGAGAAAGGCUCCGAACGGAAGCCUCACAAGAGAAGUUGGGAUUGUCGAGGCUGUCAAUGGAGCGAAGGAGCCAAGUGGAGAUAAUGUCCACGUUGAUGCUAUCAUCAAGGAGUCAAGUGGACCGAACCUGGUUGAUCAGAUUGAAGCUCUGAAUGCAGAUGGACCAGUUGAUCCUGCAUCCAUUCAACAAAGAUUUGGAGAGUUCGGUGGGCAGUAUGUCCCAGAGUCGCUGAUGGACUGCCUGUCUGAGCUAGAAGAGGGUUUCAACAAGAUCAAGGAUGAUCCAUCAUUCUGGGAGGAGUACAGGUCAUAUUAUCCUUGGAUGGGACGGCCAGGUCAUCUACAUAUGGCCGAAAGACUUACCGAGCAUGCUGGUGGUGCCAAUAUCUGGUUGAAGAGAGAAGAUCUCAACCACACUGGAAGUCACAAGAUUAACAAUGCGCUUGGACAAAUUCUUUUGGCAAGACGGCUGGGUAAGACUGAGAUUAUUUGUGAGACGGGUGCUGGACAACACGGUGUAGCAACCGCAACAGUCUGUGCCAAGUUCAACAUGAAGUGUACAGUCUAUAUGGGAGCCGAAGAUGUAAGACGUCAAGCUUUGAACGUUUUCCGAAUCAAGCUUCUCGGCGCCCAAGUCGUCGCUGUCGAGGCUGGAUCCCGCACCCUGCGUGAUGCAGUCAACGAAGCUAUGCGUGCAUGGGUUGUCAAGCUUGACACCACCCACUACAUUCUUGGUUCAGCCAUCGGUCCCCAUCCCUUCCCAACCAUUGUCCGCACUUUCCAAUCAGUUAUUGGCAACGAGACCAAAGCCCAAAUGCAAGAAAAGCGUGGCAAACUCCCAGACGCAGUCAUCGCCUGUGUAGGAGGUGGCUCCAACGCCGUGGGAAUGUUCUACCCCUUCUCUAAUGACCCAUCUGUAAAGCUGCUUGGUGUUGAAGCUGGUGGAGACGGUAUCGAUACCGACCGUCAUAGCGCCACUCUCAGCGGAGGUUCCAUCGGCGUUCUGCACGGUGUUCGCACGUACGUCCUACAAGACAAGAAUGGCCAGAUCUCAGACACUCACUCCGUGUCUGCUGGUCUCGAUUACCCCGGCGUAGGACCCGAACUUGCAUCUUGGAAAGAUAACGAGCGCGCCAAGUUCAUUGCUGCAACUGACGCCGAGGCCUUCAUUGGCUUCCGUCUCAUUUCCCAACUUGAGGGUAUCAUCCCUGCUUUGGAGACCGCACAUGCAAUCUAUGCUGCUAUUGAGCUAGCGAAGACAAUGGAGAAGGGUCAGGAUAUUGUUAUUUGUUUGAGUGGACGUGGUGAUAAAGAUGUGCAGAGUGUGGCUGAUGAGUUGCCAACUCUUGGGCCGAAGAUUGGGUGGGAUUUGAGAUUUUAGUCUUGUUUGAUGCUGGAUGGAAUGGGAUUACUGGGUUUGGUAGGAUUGAUAUGCUGUAUAUGACUUGCGUAGAGGAAUCAUAAAAGCGUCUGCUUCGAUCAUCCACUGUCUAUCUCUUCUCUGGUAUUUUUGACACAGCCUUUAUGAGUAGGAAACUGUGAAUGUCGUUUUUGACCUCGGCUUUACGUCAAAAUCUGCUGUACCUCAGUAGUAAGUUACCUGUGCAUCAUCGUCACGCUUGGUCAUUUGAAUAUCAAAAUACAUUAUCAUUGCCACCAGUACUCUGCUCUCUG